CGCGCCUGCAGCCUAGGCUCUGGUGCCCGCCUAGGCUUGAGACAGGGCUUCCCACGUGAGGUGCUAAUGUUCCUGACUCCGGAAGCCAUGCACUCCGGUGGCGCGGCCAGGGCCUGCCGCCGGGCCUGCAGGUGCUGGCUGUCCGGGUGUGCGGGUCCCGCAGAUGGGACGCAGCAGCCUGACGCCCCCGGGCGUGCAGUGGCCGGCGAGGCGCUGGUAGACCUCUGCCGGAGGAGGCACUUUCUCAGCGGGACGGCACCGCAGCUCAGCACGGCUGCUCUCCUGAGCGGGUGCCACUCGGGCUUUGGACCUUUGGGUGUAGAGUUACGAAAGAACCUAGCCUCACAAUGGUGGUCCUCUAUGGUGGUGUUCAGGGAGCAGGUCUUCGCGGUGGACUCCCUCCACCAGCAGCCGGGCUCUUCGCAGCCCGGGGACAGUGCCUUCAGGUUAGUUUCUCCAGAAUGUAUACGCGAAAUUUUGCAAGACAAAGAGCUGAGUAAGGAACAGCUAGUGGCAUUUCUUGAGAACUUAUUAAAAACUUCUGGGAAACUACGGGAGACUCUUCUUCACGGUGCCUUGGAGCACUAUGCUAAUUGCCUGGAUCUGGUAAACAGAAAACUACCUUAUGGUCUUGCUCAGAUCGGAGUGUGUUUCCAUCCUGUCUCGGACACUAAGCAGAUACCCAACAGUGUUACAAGAGUUGGUGAAAAGACCGAAGCUUCGUUGGUAUGGUUUACUCCCACAAGGACUUCAAGCCAGUGGCUUGAUUUCUGGUUGCGUCAUCGGCUCCUGUGGUGGAGAAAGUUUGCUAUGAGUCCCUCUAACUUCAGCAGCGCCGACUGUCAGGAUGAAUCGGGACGCAAGGGAAGCAAGCUCUACUACAGCUUUCCCUGGGGGAAGGAGCCAGUAGAAACCCUGUGGAAUCUAGGAGAUCAAGAGCUCCUAAACAUGUAUCCUGGAAAUGUGUCUGCGAUACAGGGUCGAGAUGGGCGGAAGAACGUGGUUCCUUGCGUUCUGUCUGUUAGUGGGGACCUAGACCUGGGCACGCUGGCUUACCUCUACGAUUCCUUCCAGCUGGCAGAGAACUCCUUUGCAAGGAAGAAGAGCCUCCAGAGAAAGGUGCUCAAACUUCACCCCUGUUUAGCCCCUAUUAAAGUGGCUUUGGAUGUGGGGAAAGGCCCAAUGGUGGAACUACGACAGGUUUGUCAAGGGCUACUUAAUGAGUUACUAGAAAAUGGGAUUUCUGUGUGGCCUGGUUAUUCGGAAACUGUACACUCCUCAUUAGAGCAACUCCAUUCAAAGUACGAUGAGAUGAGCAUCCUCUUCACGGUUCUGAUCACCGAAACUACACUGGAGAAUGGCCUAAUCCAGCUGCGAAGCAGAGACACCACGAUGAAGGAAAUGAUGCACAUUUCCAAACUGAGAGACUUCCUGGUCAGGUACCUAGCAUCGGCUAGGAAUGUGUAGGUCUUCAUCUUCUCUGCUGAUUCCAUCAACUUAGAUUCACAUGGUUUGGACCUUUUGUAUUUAUAAAGGAGACAUUUUUGGUUCUUCCCUUGAUUCACUUUUUAUUAUGCUUUUGAUAUGGUCUGUAGUGGUCUGAAUAUGUUUGGGCCCAGGGAGUUGUGUCACUGUGGGUGUGGGCUUUAAGACCCUGCUCCUAACUGCCUGGAAGGCAGCCUUCCACUAGCAGCCUUCAAAUGAAGAUGUAAAACUCUCAGCUCUGCCUGUGCCAUGCCUGUCUGGAUGCUGCCAUGCUCCCGUCAUAGUGUUGUGCACCUUUCUUCCCAGCACUUGGGGGAACAGUGCAGGCAGAUUUCUGAGUUUGAGGCCAGCCUGGUCUACAGAGUGAGUUCCAGGACAGCUGGGGCUACACAGAGAAACCCUGUCUUAAAAAAGAAAAAGAAAAAAAAAAAGAAAAUGCAAAUCUUGAUGGUGUGUGUAUAGAUACAUAAAUGCAGGUCCACAUACGUUGUGUGUAUAAAUACACAAAUGCAGGUGUGCAUAAGUGUGUGCAUGCCCCCAGGGAAUCCCAAGGAUCCUUCUGUCUUGCUUUCCUGGUGCUAAGGUUAUAGCUUAUGGCAGAGAGCCUAGCUUUCAGUGGGUACUGGGGAUCUAAUUCCAUUGUUCUUGCUUGCUUGGCAAGCAUUUACCAACUGUUAUGCCUCCCUAGCCCAGUCUCCACCUUGUGACCUUCCUGCCUCUCAGUACAGGGAUCAUAAGCAUGUGCCACCACACCUAGUUUGUGAGUGUCAUGCAUUGCUAAGCAAGCCAUCUGCCCAUUGAGCUGCACCUUGGUCCGCAACUCUGUUCUAUUUUUGUUCUUGUGGGUUUUUUUUUCAACUUCUGUAGUAGCAAAAAGGUAACAAUACUGAUGAAGACAUGCUUUUUUUGGGGGGGGGGUUCGAGACAGGGUUUCUCUGUGUAGCCCUGGCUGUCCUGGAACUCACUCUGUGGCCUCGAACUCAGAAAUCUGCCUGCCUCUGCCUCCCAAGUGCUGGGAUUAAAGGCGUGCGCUCAGGCCACUUGUUAAGCAGAGAUCUUCAGGAGAGUUUACAGGGUGACCAGUUUCCCUUUACCUAGCUGAUGAGUUCCUGCAGCCUCAGCCUCGGGCUAACUAGCACGCCCUUUAAUGAUAGGUCAUCGCCUAGCAAAACCUGUUCCUGCCUGUCAGGACCUAGUUCUCUUUCUCAGUACUGAAAUAAUAUGUAACCUAGUGCGUGCUUUUCUCAGUAAUCAUCCUGAGCUGGGCUUUUACCUCAGAGGUAGAGGUAGAUCACAUAGCAGGGCCCUGGGUUUGAUCCCCUGUGACACACUGGGCACACUCAAAAACACAGCACAGUUGCUUCUCUAUUCAUGACAUAACACAGAAUAAAUGACCUUGGGCAUUUAACAUUAUGUGUGUGAGUGCUUCAAAUUUUCCCUGACAAGUUGAGCAUCUGCCACCAAAGAGUUUGACUCCUCUGUCCCACCAGUCACUGAGAGGUUCCCUGGAGUCCCGAGCUCCCUCACACUCAGCUGCCUUGUGUCUGAAGCCCUUCCUUCUGAAAGCCUCCAUGGUACAUACCAUAUAGAUACCUGCCUAAUGGUCUGAGUCUUACAUGAAGUUGACGCCUGCAGCUCCCAUCCCUGGGUGCUGUUUAUGGAGAACACCGCCAGGGGAAAACAGAACUGGGGAGAUGUAAAUUGUGUCUGCCUUUACUUACCUUGGGCCAGCAUUUCAUUGUUCCUGUGCCCGCUGAUGCUUUCUUAUUAGUUAGCUCGCUCUAUGACCCUGACGUUGCUAAUCAACAGCUGCGUGAUCUUGAACAAAGUUACAACUUUUCCUCUUAAAAAUAAAGACCAAGUGCCCAUCCCCA
This is a messenger RNA of Mastomys coucha (southern multimammate mouse), 3359 nucleotides long. It is a transcript of the gene Polg2, whose product is annotated as DNA polymerase gamma 2, accessory subunit. The record is from RefSeq and is a predicted model, not a curated record. Gene Ontology annotation, biological process: mitochondrial DNA replication. Bases 67 to 1467 code for a protein of 466 amino acids. Gene Ontology annotation, cellular component: cytoplasm; mitochondrion. NCBI's taxonomy places the organism in Eukaryota, Metazoa, Chordata, Mammalia, Rodentia, Muridae. The transcript is spliced from 8 exons.